This is a messenger RNA of Plenodomus lingam JN3, 1512 nucleotides long. RefSeq lists its product as uncharacterized. Lineage: Eukaryota; Fungi; Ascomycota; Dothideomycetes; Pleosporales; Leptosphaeriaceae. The record is from RefSeq and is a predicted model, not a curated record. Gene Ontology annotation, cellular component: membrane. Gene Ontology annotation, molecular function: transmembrane transporter activity. Gene Ontology annotation, biological process: transmembrane transport.
AUGACUACCGCUGAUCAUGUUGGACAACAAGACCCCGGUCAUCUUGAGACCACUGAGCACGCAAAAAUGGACAUUGCGACCGCAGAACAUGUUGAACGCACUCGAACAAGGGAGUCCGACAUGGCUCCAGAAAAGGUGGCUGUGGAUGCAAAACUAGAUGAGUUCGGAGCUCGAAGCAAAAUCGACCCCAAGGAGAUCGCUUUGGUAAAGAAGCUUGAUCGAACCAUUCUUCCUAUGCUCUGGAUAAUGUACUUCUUCAACUUUCUGGACCGAAAUGCCCUCGUCAACGCCAAACUCAACACUUUAGACGAAGACCUGGGUCUUGUAGGAACUCAAUACAACACUCUCAUCUCUAUCUUAUUCGUGGGAUAUAUUGCUGGACAGAUCCCCUCCAACAUGAUCUUGAACCGUGUCAGACCGUCGUGGUACUUGGGUGGCUUUUGCAUGGCCUGGUCUCUUACUUGUCUUCUAACUUAUCUGGCCAACGAUUUCGGGAGCAUGUUAGCAUGCCGCUUCAUGCUCGGUCUCACAGAGGCUCCAUUUUACCCUGGUGCUCUCUUUCUCCUGUCUCUGUUCUAUACCAAAAAAGAAAUCGCCACACGCAUGGCCAUAUUUUACACUGGAAACAUGAUGGCCUCUAGCUUUGCUGGCCUCAUUGCCGCUGGUGUGUUCGCCGGUCUCGACGGUAAACACGGUCUUUCUGGAUGGCGAUGGCUCUUCAUCAUUCAGGGUACCCUAUCCAUCGGUGUCGCAUUCUUCUCGAUCUACCUGCUUCCGGACCACCCUCUGAACACUCGCUGGCUUACACCUGAACAACGUCAACUUGCCCACACACGUAUCGCAGCCGACACCACGCAGCGAGAAGAAGCAACCAGCGUCAUGGUCGGUCUUCGACAAGCCCUCGUCGACUGGCGCACCUGGGUUUUCUGUCUCAUGUACAAUAUGCACGUAUCCUCCGUUAGUUUCCAGAGCUUCCUGCCCACGGUUGUACGAACUCUUGGAUAUGAUACCACUACAACUCUGGCAUUAACAUGCCCGCCAUACUUGCUGGCUGCAGCUAUGGCCGUUGCCAUGUCGUACACUUCAGGUCGUUACAACGAGCGCACAUGGCACAUCACCGUAUGCAAAGCUGUAAUCAUUAUCGGUUUCAUCAUCCCUGCUGUUACAACAAACGUGGCAGCACGCUUUGUAGCCAUCUUUCUGUUUGUUCCCUUUUCAUUUGGUAUCAACAACAUCAUGCUUGGCUGGACAUCCGCAACCUUGGGCCAGACGCCAGAGAAAAAGGCAGUGGCUCUGGCCAUCUGUAACUCCAUCGGCAACCUUUCGAGUGUGUAUACGCCCUAUCUAUGGCCGUCAAGUGACAAUCCGCGCUUUCUGAAGGCCUGGAUGGCGGCUAUUGCGUUCUCGGUGGUCGCCGUGAUGGCAGUUUGGCUCAUGCGGUUCAGUCUGCAAUGGAAGAACAAGAAACUCCGAGAGACCAACCCAGAAACACUAGUAUUCUACGUCUACUAG